AUGGCUGAGAAUGACACUGCCAGCGCCAACAAGGCUUAUUUCAAUAAGCUGGCAGCCGAGUACGACGCAAAGUACGAAAAGACCAUCCUGCAGCUCGAAAAGGAGAUUCGCAAGCGCAAGGACUUUAUCGGCGCAGACUGGGUAGUUGAUGACGAUGAUGAUGACAGCGAGAGCGAGAGCGCAAUACAACCGACGGCGGCGAAUGGUCGGUCUGUGAGACUUCUUGAUUACGCUUGUGGAACUGGCUUGAUAUCGAGGGCCCUCGCGCAGUUCACGACGCAUUGCGUCGGCAUAGACAUUUCGGAAAACAUGGUGGCGGCCUACAACGCCCGGGCCGAGAACCAGGGCCUCACCACCGACGAAAUGCACGCCUACCAAGGCAACCUCACGGACCCGGCCGAUCCGUCUCCCGCGGCUUUCGCUUCCGACGACGGCCGCUUCCGCGACUUUGACGUUGCCGGCGUCGGUCUCGGGUUCCACCACUUCGAGGACCCGGAGCUCUCGGCCCGCCGGCUGGUCGAGCGGCUGCGUCCGGGCGGCGUGUUCAUCAUUCUCGAUUUCCUGCCGCACGAGAAGAUGGACCACGCGUUGCCUGCUGCGCAUACUGUUAUGCAUCACGGGUUUUCGGAGGAGAGGAUGAGAGCCAUCUUUGAGCAGGCUGGGGCGGGAGAGGGGUUUAGGAUGGAGGAGCUUGGGAGUGGUGUUGUUUUUGGGGGACAUGGGCAUGGGCAUGGACACGAUCAUGGGCACGGGCACGAGGGGCAUGGUCAUGGAGAGGAAAAGGGACAUGACCAUGGGCAUGGCUCGGGGCAGGGGAUGAAGAGGCGCGUGUUUCUGGCGCGGGGAACCAAGGCCUAG
This is a messenger RNA of Colletotrichum acutatum, 858 nucleotides long. RefSeq names its product S-adenosyl-L-methionine-dependent methyltransferase. NCBI's taxonomy places the organism in Eukaryota, Fungi, Ascomycota, Sordariomycetes, Glomerellales, Glomerellaceae. Bases 1 to 858 code for a protein of 285 amino acids. Gene Ontology annotation, molecular function: methyltransferase activity. The transcript is spliced from 4 exons. The record is from RefSeq and is a predicted model, not a curated record.